CACCCUGCCGCUCCUCUUUUCCUCCCGGCUGGGUCCAGUCGCGAGCGAAGGCGCGCGGAGCUGCAGUGUCUCUACCAGAGUCCCUGGGGAAGCAUCGCGGCCGGGGAAGCAGCCGCCCCAGUGCAGUGGACGCUGCUCGCUGGACCCUCCAACCGCCGCCCCUCCCCCCGGGGGGUUCUGAGCUAGGGGAUGGGAGGCACGGCUCGCGGGCCGGGGCGGAAGGAUGCGGGGCCGCCCGGAGCCGGACUCCCGCCCCAGCAGCGGAGAUUGGGGGAUGGUGUCUAUGAUACCUUCAUGAUGAUAGAUGAAACCAAAUGCCCACCCUGUUCAAACGUUCUCUGCAAUCCUUCUGAACCACCUCUACCCAGAAGACUAAAUAUCACCACUGAACAGUUAACGAGAGAUCAUACUCAGCACUUCCUGAAUGGAGGUGAAAUGAAGGUAGAACAGCUGUUUCAAGAAUUUGGCAACAGAAGAUCUGAUACUUUUCAGUCAGAUGGCAUCAACGACUCUGAAAAAUGCUCUCCUACCGUUUCUCAGGGGAAAAGCUCAGAUAGCUUGAAUACGGUGAAGUCCAGCAGUUCACCCAAAGCAUCCAAAGCGGUGCCUCUGACUCCAGAACAAGCACUGAAGCAAUAUAAACACCAUCUCACUGCUUAUGAGAAGCUGGAAAUCAUCAAUUAUCCAGAAAUUUACUUCGUAGGUCCAAAUGCCAAAAAAAGACAUGGAGUUAUUGGUGGUCCCAAUAAUGGGGGGUAUGAUGAUGCAGAUGGGGCUUACAUUCAUGUACCUAGAGACCAUCUAGCUUAUCGAUAUGAAGUGCUGAAAAUUAUUGGCAAGGGGAGUUUUGGACAGGUGGCCCGGGUCUAUGAUCACAAACUUCGACAGUACGUGGCCCUGAAGAUGGUGCGCAAUGAGAAGCGUUUCCAUCGUCAAGCAGCUGAGGAGAUCCGGAUUUUGGAGCAUCUUAGAAAGCAGGAUAAAACUGGUAGCAUGAACGUCAUUCACAUGCUGGAAAGUUUCACAUUCCGGAACCAUGUUUGCAUGGCCUUUGAAUUGCUGAGCAUAGACCUUUAUGAGCUAAUUAAAAAAAACAAGUUUCAGGGCUUUAGCGUCCAGUUGGUACGCAAGUUUGCUCAGUCCAUCUUGCAGUCCUUAGAUGCUCUCCACAAAAAUAAGAUCAUUCACUGUGACCUGAAGCCAGAAAACAUUCUCCUGAAACAUCAUGGGCGCAGUGCGACCAAGGUCAUCGACUUUGGGUCCAGCUGUUUCGAAUACCAGAAGCUUUAUACGUAUAUCCAGUCUCGGUUCUACAGAGCUCCGGAGAUCAUCCUGGGAGGCCGCUACAGCACACCUAUUGACAUGUGGAGUUUUGGCUGCAUCCUUGCAGAACUUUUAACAGGACACCCUCUCUUCCCUGGGGAGGACGAAGGAGACCAGUUGGCCUGCAUGAUGGAGCUUCUAGGGAUGCCACCACCCAAACUUCUGGAGCAGAGCAAACGUGCCAAGUACUUUAUUAACUCCAAGGGCCUGCCUCGCUACUGUUCUGUGACUACUCAGGCGGAUGGGAGAGUUGUGCUUGUGGGGGGUCGCUCACGUCGGGGUAAAAAGCGGGGUCCCCCGGGUAGCAAAGACUGGGUGACAGCUCUGAAAGGGUGUGAUGACUAUUUGUUCAUAGAGUUUUUGAAAAGGUGUCUUCACUGGGAUCCUUCUGCCCGCCUGACCCCAGCUCAAGCAUUAAGACACCCUUGGAUUAGCAAGUCUGUGCCUAGACCUCUUACCAUUGAGAAGGUGUCAGGCAAACGGGUGGUAAAUCCUGCAAAUGCUUUCCAGGGACUGGGUUCCAAACUGCCUCCAGUUGUUGGCAUAGCCAGUAAGCUUAAAGCUAACUUAAUGUCAGAAACCAAUGGUGGUAUACCUCUGUGCAGUGUGUUGCCGAAACUGAUUAGCUAACGGACAGUGAUGUGCUCAGAGAUGCAAUGUAUGUAUUUUUAAUUAUCUUGCAAACCUGAAAAUGGGAAAAAAAUACAAACCAUUGGUGGAUAUGUUUUUGUUAUACUAGAUUUCUUCUUUUUAAACAGUAAAACAUUUUUAUAUGACUAUAAAAAGAACUCUUCAAGGGCUAAUUACCUAACCAGCUUGUAUUGGCCAUCCUGGAAUACACAUUAAAUGACUUUUUAAUAGGUCA
Pteropus alecto (black flying fox) is the source of this 2188-nucleotide messenger RNA. It is a transcript of the gene DYRK3, whose product is annotated as dual specificity tyrosine phosphorylation regulated kinase 3. Gene Ontology annotation, molecular function: protein serine/threonine/tyrosine kinase activity; protein serine/threonine kinase activity; ATP binding. The coding region runs from base 190 to 1953 and encodes 587 amino acids. The record is from RefSeq and is a predicted model, not a curated record. Lineage: Eukaryota; Metazoa; Chordata; Mammalia; Chiroptera; Pteropodidae. Gene Ontology annotation, biological process: peptidyl-serine phosphorylation; cytoplasmic stress granule disassembly; peptidyl-threonine phosphorylation. Gene Ontology annotation, cellular component: nucleus. The transcript has 3 exons.